UAAAAAUGAAAGUGUUGUGCGUCUUACUGAUUGUUGCUGUGGUUGGGUGCUUUGCGGCGCCUGGGACUGGUGAAGAUAAAGUUGAACUAUUCUCGGGGGUUGCUAUUGAAAAGGAUGCGUCUGGAGAAGAAAAACUUAACGUCAAAUUUGAACCAGGCGAGCUGAAGGAAGCGGCCAGAACUUUUGAAGAAGCUCGUGGCAAAAUCAAGAAGUACACGCCCCUCCUCGCAGGGAUUGGCGUGAAGGUGAUCGCCGUAGUCGGCCUCCUCUUCGGUGGCCUCACGCUGCUCGUCACCAAGGCCCUGGUGGUAGCCAAGCUGGCUUUCCUGGCUGUGGCGGCGCUUGGUAUCCAGAAACUGUGGAGCGGUGGUAGCUUGAACAACAUUAGUGGAAAGCUCACUGGCUUCCAGUCGGCAUCUCCGCAAUGGAACUCCCCCACAGCACCAGCGUCUUCCUACCCCUACGCCAGAUCCUCGAGCAUUGCUCAAGACGCCAACGACUUGGCGUAUAAGGCACAGAUACCCUCUUAA
This is a messenger RNA of Cydia fagiglandana, 530 nucleotides long. RefSeq lists its product as uncharacterized. The record is from RefSeq and is a predicted model, not a curated record. NCBI's taxonomy places the organism in Eukaryota, Metazoa, Arthropoda, Insecta, Lepidoptera, Tortricidae. The coding region runs from base 6 to 530 and encodes 174 amino acids. The transcript is spliced from 4 exons. Gene Ontology annotation, cellular component: membrane.